This is a messenger RNA of Cetraspora pellucida, 1284 nucleotides long. The record is from the annotation of a GenBank genome assembly. Lineage: Eukaryota; Fungi; Glomeromycota; Glomeromycetes; Diversisporales; Gigasporaceae.
AUGUUUCUUCCAACUCCAUCAUCUUUUCUUAGUUCCUUAAAAGCAAUUUCGUCUACCUCAUCUAAACAAAAAUCCACCUCAUCAGAACAAAAAUCCACCUCAUCAGAACAAAAAUCCACCUCAUCAAAACAAAAAACCACCUCAUCAGAACAAAAAUCUACUUCAUCAAAACAAAAAACUAUUCCCUCUUUUGUUUCCAAAAAUUUCUUCAAAAUCAAGUCGCGCAAAAGAUUUACUAAAUCAAAAAAGCAAGAAUCCACAUCAGAGCAAAAUACCACCUCCUCUUCCGCUUUCAAAAAUUUAUUCAAAAUCAAGUCGCGCAAAAGAUUUAAUAAUUCAAAAAAGCAAGAAAAGAAAGAAUCCACAUCAGAACAAAACACUACCUCCUCUACCGCUUCCAAAAAUUUCCCAUCAACUAAAUUUAUUCCUGUAAAGUCACGCAAAAGAUUUACUAAAUAUGUCGCUUUCGGGGAUUCUUUUUCUGAUAAUGGAAAUAGUUACAAUUUGACGAAUGAAACAUGGCCAACACCUAUAAAUUAUAAAGGCCAUUUCACUAAUGGCAAAGUUUGGACUGAAUAUCUUGCUGAGCUGCUCAAUGUCAAGUUAACAAAUUAUGCUUUUGGCGGUGCUACUUCAAAUAGUGACUUUGUUCAAGGGCUCACCGGUCCUCAGACUGAGUUCAAAGUAUGGGACACAGGGAACGACUAUUUUUUUUCAGAUAUGAAAGUACCACCACUUGACGUAGUUAAAUCUUUAAUGGACGCACUUCGAUUUCUCGUAGAAUCCUUACCAACUAUUAAAACCAUCCUAGUACCAAAUAUGCAUGACCUAUCUCAAAUUCCUGCUUAUAAAACAAGUAAUACAGAAGAAAAGAAGAGAAUCUCUGAAAUGAUCAAAUCAUAUAAUAAAUCCUUGCUUGAACACCUAGUAAAAUUUAGUAGAGAAACUAAUGUGAGAAUUAUUUAUUUAAAAAUUGAUAAAUUCUUUAAAGAAUUACAAACCGAAGAUGGUAUGGCCUGUUACGGAAUUAUAAAUGGGAAGGAUGAAGCUAAUGAUUUAUAUAAAAAUUCUGAUUCAAACACAAAUAAUGAUGAAAUUAAUAAUGAGGAAAAAGAUUUAUUCUUUUUUUGGGACGCGUAUCAUGUAACAACGAAAGUUCACGAAGCUUUAGCAAAUGUUUACUUUGAAAUUAUAGAAAAUUUAAAUUCUCCCAUUUUAACACGUAAAAGAAAUAGCUUUGCUACAAAAACAUUAGGUGUAACCUUGGGCGAUUAUACACAAUAA